CUCUUCUGCGCUGACUGCUCUACGUUCACGUGACAUAACAGCGCUCGUCUCCUCGUGGCCUUCCUGCCUUGGGUCACGUGACCCUCCUCACAUCAGGGCCGCGUUACGUCACGGAACUGGCGCACUUCAUGCAUGUCAGAUUCCUAGCCCAAUGCUUGCACGAGAUUACAGUCAUCAGAAUACAGAUUUGCAAAGGACUUCUAGUCAAAUCCAUAACCUGUGGUAUCUGGCUACUAAGUUGCCAGAUGCUUUGUCAUAAAAUUGUAAAAUUUUUGGGUGCAAGAAAACUUGUAUAUAACUUAUGGAGGCCAGGUUUCAGACUCUUCCAUACAGCCUCCUGGAAAGAAGGAAGUGAGCAGAUGGCUGACACAUUGCAGAAAUCCGUGCAUUCGUAUUGCAGACCACCGUCUACAGAUUGUAGCACUAAGCCUGACAAGACAGUGAAGAAGUUAUCUGUGGAAGGCAAUAUUGCAGCAGGCAAAUCUACUUUCCUGAGACUGUUAUGUGCUGCUCAGCGGGAUUGGAGUUUGGUGGCUGAACCUCUCAGCAAGUGGCAGUGUGUCCAUUCUUCUUCCCAUCAGGAUGUGGACAAUUUGCUGCAGCUCUUGUAUGAUGACCCUGCCCGUUGGUCAUACACCUUUCAGACCCUGUCCUGUAUGAGCCGGUUCAAAGCUCAGAUUGAGACCCCUCCAGAACACGUGCUAAAGCAGAGAGAGCAGGUACAGAUAUUUGAGCGGUCGGUGUACAGCGACAGGUUUGUGUUUGCCAAGACUCUGUUUGAGCUUGGCCAUUUAAAUGGAAUUGAGUGGGCUAUGUACCAGGAGUGGCACUCGUUUUUACUAGAAGAGUUUGGCAAGAGAGCUGCCUUGGAUGGUAUUAUUUAUCUCCGAGCAGCCCCAGAAAAGUGCUUUGAGAGACUCCAGAAGAGGGGGCGGAAGGAAGAAAAAACUGUUACUCAAGACUACCUAAAAAAACUUCAUGAUCAACAUGAACGCUGGCUAAUAGAAAAGACAACGGGUGGCAAUUUUCAGCACAUUGGGGACAUUCCAGUCCUUGUGUUAGAUGUGGGGGAGGAGUUUGAAGGCGUUCCAUCAGUUAGUGAACAUCUAAGUGGCAGAGUGAAGGAGUUUGUUGCCAGUUUAUAGGUUUUAUUGUUAUUCACGUGAUCCUUGUAUUUAACUAUAAAAUAGUGAAGACAAAGAUGUUAUUUUUCUAGUGAGCCUUUUAUAUGUGAGUAUUUACCCGGAUGGGGACAGCACAGCGCUGGGCUGAUAAUUGGGGAAGGGGGGGCAGAACAGUGCUCGCGGGUCACAUAUGAUUAGUUCCCUGAUGUGGGGACAGCACAACGUUGGGCUGAUAAUUCAUUCAUUCAUUCCCGAGGGGGAGGGGCCAAACCUGUAUUGUGGUAUGGGGAAAAAUUCAUAUCGUGCAGGACAAAAAUUUCAGUAUUCGUUAUGAACCGGUAUACCGCUCAGCCCUACCAGUUGCACUAUAUUACACAGACAAUACCCAACCAUCUCAAAAUUCCCAUGUUAUCUAGGACAUAUUGUUUUUCAAUAAUAGCCUGGGGUUAUAUAGUAUAAUAUGACUCAGUAUAGCUCAAAAACUAGCUAAUUUAUACCAAAGAAACUGAGCAGUUGCUACUGAAAAAUGUAUAUUCUUUAUUAAUAU
Messenger RNA from Hyla sarda, 1671 nucleotides. RefSeq names its product deoxyguanosine kinase, mitochondrial-like. The transcript has 3 exons. Gene Ontology annotation, molecular function: deoxynucleoside kinase activity. Bases 129 to 1145 code for a protein of 338 amino acids. The record is from RefSeq and is a predicted model, not a curated record. Gene Ontology annotation, cellular component: cytoplasm; mitochondrion. Lineage: Eukaryota; Metazoa; Chordata; Amphibia; Anura; Hylidae.